Molecule: messenger RNA, 2781 nt
Organism: Aplysia californica (California sea hare)
Lineage: Eukaryota; Metazoa; Mollusca; Gastropoda; Aplysiida; Aplysiidae
Gene: LRRTK
Product: leucine-rich repeat receptor tyrosine kinase
Biological process (GO): positive regulation of kinase activity; protein phosphorylation; multicellular organism development
Cellular component (GO): signaling receptor complex
Molecular function (GO): ATP binding; protein binding; transmembrane receptor protein tyrosine kinase activity
Source: RefSeq, marked provisional
AUGAAUGCCAUUAGAAUCUACAGCAUUUACGCGUGCGCCGUUGUGAGCAGUCUUUCUCGUUGUACAACUUUCCAGCUACCCACCCAGCUCCCAUCACCGGGAAGAGCUCCUGUCUUGAGUUUACCAAAGGACACGGGAACAGUCCAGGAUUCACACGAUGUGUAUAUGUACAACGAAACGCCAUCGUCUGAACACCAGUCAUGGCAACUACAACUUAAUCCGCUCGACGAAUCAAGACCCACGUCUGAGACUCAUGUCAUGAUGGUGUCGAAAGAUUCAAAAGUGAGUGUAGCUGCGACUAAAUUUCCUACCCCUCAGUUCCCUACAUUUCUGACUGAGACUAUAAAAGAGGGGUCAUCGAGAAAUGUAAAACAAAUACGGAAAAAGACGAGACCGUGUACGUUCAAUUGUUGCGUCUUUUGUCUACCACAUCCUUCCCUGAAGGUCAAGACCACGCGUCGUGAGAGAUCAGCAGGCCCCAGACAAUGGGCAAUGUUCGUGAAGUCCUCGCUUGACACAGGAGAACCCACUCAGGCUUCAGUAGGGCAUCCUUCAAUACGUGACCUGGACAACCGCCGCCGACGAGUCCGUGGAACAACUAUUGAUUUCAAUUUCCGUCCAUCUCUCCCGAAAGAUCUUGACUCCCCGUUCUUCCGAGUCAGCGAAAAAAGAAAAACCUUUCAGACGAAGGGAGAGAACCAUAGCACACAUUUUGGCAACGAGGUUUCCGCCCAGAACACCUACAAAGACACUACAGACGCGGAAGUUGACAAAUCGGUAAAGUCUCUCUCUCAACGUCGAUAUGAAUCACACAUUGCCGAGUUGAAGCCAAGAGUUCACACACACAAUGGUCGGUCAUCUCAGCAACUAACAGAAUCUCAGGCCGCUAGAUUAGCUAAUGUUAAAGACUGGGCAGCGCUAUUAAGAAUGUCUGCAAGAUUUCACCAUCGCUCUCGUCGUAGAAUUCCGAGAUCAAAGUUGAUCAUGCCUUCUCAAAGCUUCAAUGUACCUUCUCACGGUCCUGGACCAUCUGCAUCUCCGGAGUAUCACCAAAAUAAGGCGUCUUCUCCAGAAAAGACAAUACCCACGAGGAGCGACGCGGAAGACGUGAGCGCAAUCACCGAGGAGUCUGACCUAGAUACAGGAGAAUCUGUUACUGGGAGCACCGUGUCCGUCGUUGACGUCACAAACCAGAUGUGCACUGCAGACUACAACAGAUACUGGCAUAAACUGAAGAGUAUAAACUGCGUGGGCCAGCAGUUCUCCAGUCUCAAACCCUGGGAGAAAAUCUUUGUGCCUGACGUGGACACCUUGAGGUUGAACCAAGCAAACUUCACACGCUUUCUGAGUGCUCUGGUCAGCUCAUCUACCCCAACACGCGUGGCUCAUAAGCUGAGGAGAAACCAGAUCACCACAGUGUCUGAUGACGUUUUUGCUCGGGCGUCCAAGAUUGAGAGCUUAGACCUCUCUGACAAUUCCAUAGCAACGGUUGGGGACAAGGCUUUCCAAGCUUCUCUGGCCUUGAAAUACUUGUAAGUACAUCUGGAUAAUAACACCAUCUCCAAGAUCGGUCGCCACGUCUUUGAUUCCCUUCCGGACUUGAUGACUUUGACACUGUCCCACAACCCGCUUGCUAACCUUAUAUCUCACCCAGUGUCAAUCUUCAGGCAAUGUGCUCAACUCCGGACGCUACUUCUGAAAGGCUGCGACAUCAACAACUUUAACCAAGCAAGUUUUGCUGGACUAACCAGUCUGAGACAUUUUCUUGGCUCUAAUCGUCUGACGACACUUCCUGCAGCAGUCCAGUUCUACCUGAUGACUCGGAGCAAUGUGUGCCCUCCCUUGUCCUACAAGCCGUUGCCAGGCAACGGUGCCUGCAGGCCCUGCUCUCAUGGGUCACUGUCUCUAGUUUCCGGCCCGGCGCCAAUGUGUGUGUGCGCUGCCGGCUACUUCACUAAUCAACACGGUGACUGCCAGAAGUGCCCGCGAGGAACGUUCAAGAAUUACAUGGGCCUGGGAAGCUGCAGCCCUUGUGAUAACAGGUCUAUGGAAGUGCCUCACUGCGCUGCCCUUCAGCCUUUGGGUUUCAACGAGUCUAUAGGCAAGGAACAAUCAUCAAAUUCCUGGCCAAUAGCCGUUGGAACCCUGGCGUCAUUGACCAUCUGUGUGACCAUCGCCAUCCUGUUCGCCAGACAGUACCGCGCCAAGCGACGAAGUAUGAGCUGUCGCCGAACCAAUAACACGGUACAAUUGUGUAUCGUGAUGGAAUACGCUGAGCUGGGUGACCUCUUGAGCUACCUGAAGCACCAAUGUACCUUCCCGCUGCAGUACGUGCGUGUGGGAAGUGACGGGCUGGUGGUGGAACAGAGCGCGCCCCGGGUGGAAGACAACGCCUCGCUUAUGGUCUUCGCCUGGCAGAUCGCUAAAGGCAUGGGCCACCUUGAGAUGCACAGAUUCAUCCACAGAGAUCUUGCUGCUCGCAACUGCUUACUUACCAUGGGUCCUAUUGCCAAAGUAUCAGACUUUGGCCUAUCCAAAGACGCCUAUGAGCUUGGCCAUUACAAGAGAGUUCAGAAGGAAUAAGACCUGCUCAAGUGUAUUUCAGAACAACUUCGAGAUUUGCACGAGAACGGCUACCGACUAUCAAAACCCCCAGCCUGCCCGGAGCAACUGUAUCGCAUCAUGAGAACUUGCUGGAGAGAGGACCCUCGUCAGCGCCCGUCCUUUAGACAGCUAGAGGUCACCCUCGAUCUUCUCAUACAGAAAACGAAAAAAAAAGUA